AUGACGCAGGAGAUCCUGGGAGGAGUUCUUCGUGGGAAUGUGAAAACUAAUGGAUGGACUGCCAUUCCAUGGAAGUUCCUGAAAAUGUUGAAAAAUUACUGUCUAAAUACUACUAUUCAUGGGUUACGAUAUUUUGUAGAAGAAGAUCGUCAUAUUGUCGAGAGGGCCUUCUGGCUGGUGUGCGUGGCCGUAUCGUGGGUGUGCGCCGUGCUGCUGGUGCAGGAGGCGUGGUACGCGUUCCGCUACAACCCCAUCAACUUCGUGGUGCAGCCUGCCGAGCCCGGCUCCGCCACGCCGUUUCCCUCGGUAAUCAUCUGCCCAAGGGACAACAGGCCUGUCAUAAAAAAAUUUGCGAAAAGGUACCUUAAAACAAAAUCAAAAAUGGAUAUAUUCCAGUUUGGUGAUGCUCUUAAAGAAGUGGUGUACUUCACUGGGCGUCUAGCCAGCUAUAAAGCAGUUUGCAUGAAGGAGAAUGUUUUUGACCCUGAAUCCAAGUGUUUUAGAAACAACUUUACGCAUCUGGUAUAUUCAAAUACCAUCACUGAAAGACACAAGAGGAUAGAUGGUUUAUCACCAGUUAACAGGAAGAAUGAUACAAAAGCUCCCCAUCAUGAUGGCGGUGGUCUGGAGACCAACAUAGGGCUUAACUUUCUUAACACAGUCCUCAGCAGAACCAGUACAGCUAUACCAAACAUGGAACUGACAUGCUAG
Messenger RNA from Schistocerca piceifrons (Central American locust), 711 nucleotides. RefSeq lists its product as uncharacterized. Lineage: Eukaryota; Metazoa; Arthropoda; Insecta; Orthoptera; Acrididae. The record is from RefSeq and is a predicted model, not a curated record. The transcript has 5 exons. Bases 1 to 711 code for a protein of 236 amino acids. Gene Ontology annotation, biological process: sodium ion transport. Gene Ontology annotation, molecular function: sodium channel activity. Gene Ontology annotation, cellular component: membrane.